Messenger RNA from Parnassius apollo (apollo), 1302 nucleotides. The record is from the annotation of a GenBank genome assembly. NCBI's taxonomy places the organism in Eukaryota, Metazoa, Arthropoda, Insecta, Lepidoptera, Papilionidae.
AUGGCCCCCAAAACAAGGAAGGGUGGUGGUAAAAAAGCACCUGCUAUUAUUAUAGAUGGCGUAGAUACAUCGGAGAUGACAAGAGAAAAACUUGAACAGUUUACUCUUCGUGUAAAAGAAGAAUUAGACAAAGAACGGGAAGAACGAAACUACUUUCAGCUAGAAAGAGAUAAAAUACGUACCUUUUGGGCAAUAACGCGACAACAGUUGGAAGAAGCGAAAGCUGAACUGAGAAAUAGAGAACGAGCAACAGAAGAAGCACAGGAAGAGAAUGAAGCGCUUUUAGAAACAGAGAAGCAGAAGAUAAAACACUUAAAAUAUGAACAACAGGCCACUGCAGCUGCAUUGAGAGCUGAAAAUCUAGUGGCAUUAAAAGCAGCAAAAGAAGAUCAUGCAGAACAAGAGUUAGAACUUCUAAACGACAAGCGAAUGUUAAGACAAGAAAUGAGAGAGAAAAUGUUAGCAGCUCAGGAUGAAUUGAGGAGAGCUAAACUGAUACACGCAGAAGAAUUGUCUAAAACUAGAGAAGAGUUUGAAGAGAGAGCACGCCAGAUAGAAGAAAAGGCCGAAAAGAAACUUCACGAGACGAAGAUAGAGCUGACAGUGAAACAUAGAACGGAGUUAGCAGAAGUGGAAGAAAGGAAGAAUAAGCAGAUAUCGGAAUUAAUAGCUCAUCACGAACGGGCGUUCGCAGAUCUGAAAAACUAUUACAACGAUAUAACCCUAAAUAAUUUAGGUCUUAUAAACAGCGUGAAGCAAGAAAUGGAAGAAAUGCAGCGAGCUAAGGAUCGAGCGGAAAAAAUUGCAAAGGACGCUAUAGCAGAAGCUAAAAGUCUGCGUGAGCCUUUAGAAGCGACCAUCUUGGACAACAAGGAAUUGAAGCGACAGAUGUCCAACUAUGACAGGGACAAAGCUGCACUAGCUGCGAAAACUAAACAAUUGGCAUCCCUAGAAAAGCAGUUUGAAGUACUUAAAUGGGAGUAUGAAGUCCUUCAAGUCAGGUUUGAUCGCAUGCAAGCAGAAAGGGAUGAACUGAAAACCAGGUUUUCGAAGGCGGUGCUGGAAGUACAGCAGAGGGUGGCGCUGAAGACUGCUCUCAUGGAGACGAAGUUGAAGAUUUUAGAAACGAGAGAUUUGGGUCCAAAGGAGAUACAUGACUUAUUGAAAUUGAAAGACACGCAAAUCGAAGAUCUUCAGUACGAAGCCGCGCGACUACGGAAGGCGCACGAUGAUCUUCUUGCGACAUACGAAGCCAAACUGACGAAGCUUGGUAUACCACCGGAAGAAUUGGGAUUCAAGUAA